Aspergillus calidoustus is the source of this 1368-nucleotide messenger RNA. NCBI's taxonomy places the organism in Eukaryota, Fungi, Ascomycota, Eurotiomycetes, Eurotiales, Aspergillaceae. The record is from the annotation of a GenBank genome assembly.
AUGUCUUCGUCCGAUGAAGAUGUGAUUCAGCGUCCUGCACGAGGCGGCCGCGGCCAAGCCCAAAGCGAUGCUGGAAGUGAACUCGCGAGUCCUGCGCCUGGUUCGGAUGCUGGUAACCUGAAUUUUGACGACGAUGACGCGGACUUAUUCGGAUCAGAUGGUUCCGAUGCAGGCUUUGGUCAAGAGAACGAUCGACUUAAACGGACAUUAGACGAUGCGGAGCUUGAUUCAGCAGAUGACCAGGACCGAUAUGACCGGGCCGGUGACCGCAUGGACUAUGAAGAUGGAGGAGAAGCGUUCCAGGAAACGGUGAACAUCAUGGACUUGAGCUUGGGUCGAGCUCCUGAGCCGAAGACCACCAAUGGCGAGGUUUACACCAUGCCAGUGCCAAAUUUCCUUUCAAUAGAAACUGAAGAAUUCAACCCCGAAACCUACGUCGCACCGCCAUAUUCGACCGCUGCAACCUCGCUCUGCUGGCGCUAUGAUCCCAAGGACGAUUCCCUCCUUCAGUCAAACGCACGCAUUAUCCGCUGGGAGGACGGAUCUAUGACACUCCAGCUGGCGUCAGCUCCCAAAGAACAGUACAGGAUCGCAACGAAACCUCUUGCACCUCUCAACAAAGCGGGCGACUAUGAUACAAAACUGGACUCGCACGUGUAUCUUGGGGCAGUGUCCGAGACGUCGGGCGUGCUCAGGCUGACCUCUCAUCUGACACAUGGUCUUACCGUCUACCCAACGACCGUGGAAACCGACGACGCAGUACAGCGCCUACAGGAGUCAUUAGCUGCAGCUGCCCGCGGCGGGAAGAAGACAGUCGACGGAUCAGCACCCGUCAUUGAAGUUAAGGAAGACCCCGAGCUCGCCAAGCGACAAGCCGAGCUCGCGGAGCGGGAGAAACUCAAGGCGGCGCGCCGUCGCGAGCAACUUGCAGACAGGGAAAUGGACCGUGGCCGCCGAAUCGGCAUGUCCCACCGCACAGGCGGUGCUGGACUCACGGUUGGUGGAUUGGAGGAUGACGACUUGCUUACAACAAGACCCCGUGCGAAGAAGCCUCGGCGGCCCAACCGCAGAGGUGAGAUCUACACCGACGACGAAGAAGAAUACGGUGGGCGGGGUCGAACGAGAGAGGACGAAUACGAUGAAGACGACGGUUUUCUCGUCCGUAGCGACGAAGAGGUGGAACUUAUGGAUGACGAUGACGAGGAAGAGGAUAUUUUGGAGGACGAUGACGUGGAUGCGGAAGGGGAGGAGGAUGACCUCCCACCCGCAAGGUCUAGAGAGAAACGUGCUUCACCAGCAGCCGGAGCAGGAGAGCCUCCGGCGAGAAAGAAGAACCGCUAUGUCGUGGACGACGACGAUGAGGAGUAG